AUGUCUUCACCUUGGAAGACUCCACAGAGUUCAGUACCAAUGCCGGAGAUGAUAGUGAAAAUUAUUGGAAGUAAACACUUUCGUUACUUCGUAGAAAAGCCAAUGAUUAAGCAGAAUGAGAAAAUAGAACCUCGAACCUCACUUCAGAAACCCGGGACUGAAAACUCAAGACAGGUGAGCAGAGACAUGACAGGACCCACUGACUCUUCUGAGCAACAAAUAACUGCUAACCCAGCUGAGAAGAAAGAAAGUAAUCAAAAGUUCUUAACCAGAGUCCAGAGUGACAGAUUCCUGGAUGGCAGGAUUUCUCAUGAGGCAAAUGUCCACUGCAGCUCUGCACCAACAGGAGACCAAUCUCUAUCUUAUAUACAUUGUCUCCCCAGAAAAAAGUCUAUAAACUGGUGCUUGGAACAUACGGCAAAGGACUGCACUGGCCAAGCCAAGGAAAUUGUCCAAAGGCCAAGUAUAAUGACAAAAGAAGACUCUUUUCUAACCACAUUGAUCAGAAGAGAACUCAACUCACACCCAUUGAGCUCCAAUUUGUUGGACAAGCUUCAGAAAGAGCUGAAGACUCUGGACCCCAUCUCUUCAGCCUUUCUCCACCACUCACAGCUGAGCCGCCUCUUCCUAAGGCAUAAAGUCCCUCUGUCAUUACCAACAGUCAAGCUCCUCUGCCAAAGAUUUUCUAGAAGGUGUUCUCCGGAAAUGGUGAAUUGUGGAGAGCUACUCUGUUUUUUGAAAGAAGCAACUAAAGAUAAUUUACAGCAACAUGGAACAGCUACACAUAGUAACCCAAGAAAACCUCCAGGUCCAAGCUACCAUAAACAAAGCAUACCACCUCAAGAUUCCAGCCUACUCUCUGAAGUUAACAAGAGUCUGCUGGAGAUUUUGAAGAUGGCACUAAGAACAUGCCAAGGCAAAUUCAACAUAGACUGCCUCAACCUGAGCUUUCGAAAAGAAGAUAGAUCAUUCUCUGGCUGCCUGCCCCUGCCUAAGGUCAUGUCUAUAUGUAGCAAGCAUGGACUGUAUGUAACCAUGACCCUGCUGGAAACAUUGCUCCACCACCAGGAGUUGGGUUACCGAGGUGAAAUAAAGUGGAAGAAUUUUGUUAAGUGGCUGAACAUGGCUUCUUCUGAUUUGCUGUAUGAUAUGCCAGCAGGGAAGAAUAAAAAGGAAACCCGAGAGGACUUGGUUAAUGUCCCUGAAAUACCCCAAAGGAAAACUGAACAUGUGAAAACUCCAGAAGAGAAUAUGCAGCCAAAAAACCCUACCACUAUGACUUCAGCACCAGAAGACCCUGUGACCUCCUUUAAGAACAGGCCGGUCUCCCAGCCUGUUGAGCAUCUGGCCAGGAUGAAGGAUAAACAAUCUGAGUUAUGGAUAGACAGGUUCAGAAAGCUGGAAAAUGCCCUUUACCUGAGUGACAUGAACAACACAGGAGUGCUGGAGCAGGAGCGAGCCAGGCGCCUCAUUCACAACUACAACCUCAUUUACAACUUGGCCCUGAGUCCCCGGAGAAUCAACCAGGCCUUGCAAAGAUACCGGUCUGGAGAAAACAUAAUCUUGGAACCAGCACUUCAGUACUUAAAGGAGCUGUGA
Molecule: messenger RNA, 1599 nt
Organism: Apodemus sylvaticus (European woodmouse)
Lineage: Eukaryota; Metazoa; Chordata; Mammalia; Rodentia; Muridae
Gene: C3H1orf87
Product: chromosome 3 C1orf87 homolog
Exons: 11
Coding region: 1-1599 (532 amino acids)
Source: RefSeq, a predicted model, not a curated record